UUUGUUUUUCGUUAUUCUUUUUAAUUCUCUAAAUUAUGGGACUUGCACCUCGAUUAUGGGUUGGUUAAUUAGUGUAAUCUUCAAUUUCUUGGACACAAUUUUUCAUGAUUUUUUUUUCUAAAUUUCGAAGUUGUUUUGUUUCAAUGGAUAGUGGGUGUGGUUUAUUUUUGUUCUAUUGAGCUUCUUCUGCAUUUUGACUACUGUCUAUGCUCUACCAGCUACGUCUGGGAUGUGGCUGCUGGUCCUUGGGUUUUAGCUUUUUGUUUUCUUAUUUUGUUAGUAGUGUUUCUGCUUAUAAUCUUAUGUAUAUUGUAAGUUGUAGUAGUAUCAUAAUAGCUCACAUGGAGAUUGGCCCUUAACAUAAUAUAAUGGAGAAUGUGAAUUCAUGUAGAUGAUAUGCAUUGGGAUUCUGACUGAUUUGAGUUGAGUUAUCCAUUGUUGAAAGAUGAAACCUAUGAAUGUUGCUUUUAAAUUCAACAUCAUGGAUUAUUUCAUGGAUCAAUGAUAACCUAAAACCAAUGCCAAGGGCAUGGAGAAUUCAAAUCAAGAGUUGUCUUGUUGAUUGGGUUGGAGAUAUGGGUAGCAAGUCAGCUUACACCAUGGCCUGUUACAUAUUGGAUUGCAUAAGCCAUCCAUGUGUUUUAUGUGAUUGUUUUAGAUUGCUUCUUUGAGGAAUUCUCUUUGCUGUAAUGGGAAUUAAGGACUCAUACAAUUACCCUUCGUCGCCUUUACUACUGAAGUGGUGCAAAAGGGAUGGUUUGAACACAAGCACUGAGUUUGCUUCUACUGGCCCCUACAUCAACAGACCCUUAUUUAAAGAUGUUGCUUAUUGAUCCAUCCAAGAAGUUAUCAUUUACCCAGUACAUAAGAGAUGGAGAUUUGGUUAUCGUCUAUGAGAAGCAUGAUUCAAUGAAGGCUAUUAAAGCAUGUGAGACUUCAGUGCUCCAGAACCGUUUUGGUGUAUUUAAACAUUCAGACUGGAUUGGAAAGCCUUUUGGGUCCAAAGUGUUUAGCAACAAGGGUGGAUUUGUCUACUUAUUAGCUCCAACACCUGAACUAUGGACUAUGGUUUUAAGCCACAGGACUCAGAUUCUUUAUAUUGCUGAUAUUUCCUUUGUGAUUACAUACUUAGAGAUAGUUCCUGGUUGUUUGGUACUUGAGUCUGGUACUGGUAGUGGAUCUUUAACAACCUCGCUUGCAAGGGCUGUGGCUCCUACAGGACAUGUUUAUACAUUUGAUUUCCAUGAACAAAGGGCUGCUUCAGCAAGGGAAGAUUUUGAGAAGACAGGAGUAAGCAGCUUAGUCACAGUUGGAGUUAGAGACAUUCAGGGUGAGGGGUUUCCAGAUGAAUACUCUGGGUUGGCUGAUUCUGUAUUUCUGGAUCUACCUCAACCAUGGCUGGCCAUUCCUUCUGCUGGGAAAAUGUUGAAACAAGAUGGGAUUUUGUGCUCUUUCUCACCAUGCAUUGAGCAAGUACAACGCUCUUGCGAAACUCUCAGAUCAAAUUUUACGGACAUAAGGACAUUCGAGGUUCUCCUUCGGAUGUACGAAGUUCGUGAAGGCAAAAUGGAUUGUGGGCAGGGCGAUGAAGGUGUUUCUCUCGGAUCUCCUCCUUACAAGCGAAGGCAGUGUUCGAAUGAAAGCCGUAAAGUGCAUGAAAAUACUAGUUCUCCUGUAGUCAUGGCUAGGCCUUGUGGUGAAUCUAGAGGGCACACUGGCUAUUUGACAUUUGCAAGACUCAAAUGUCAUUGAUGAAGAGAUGAAAUCACUCUCCCAUCCACUUUUUUAAAGUUUCUGUGCUCAUACUUGGUUGUCUUACCUGCAUUGUGAAUUCUUUGUAAUCAGCUUCAAGCUUGGAAAGUUUGAAAGAAAAUUUUGGCCUGUGGUA
This is a messenger RNA of Manihot esculenta (cassava), 1888 nucleotides long. RefSeq names its product tRNA (adenine(58)-N(1))-methyltransferase catalytic subunit TRMT61A. Gene Ontology annotation, cellular component: nucleus; tRNA (m1A) methyltransferase complex. Lineage: Eukaryota; Viridiplantae; Streptophyta; Magnoliopsida; Malpighiales; Euphorbiaceae. The record is from RefSeq and is a predicted model, not a curated record. The transcript is spliced from 4 exons. Gene Ontology annotation, biological process: tRNA methylation. The coding region runs from base 820 to 1752 and encodes 310 amino acids.